CUUUCCCUAUGCCCGACCCUGACAUCAAUGGGAUAGGUGUCAUCAUAUCCUUCACGAUAGCUUCGUAUACAUCAUUCAUCCUCGCUGUUAUCUUCUAUCUGCUAGGAUGCGUACCUCCUCAGCAUCUAAGCAGCUUCGAAAGACGAUACAUCAAGCCCAAAGUGGCUCUUCACCUAGUACAGGACUUCCAGAAAGGCGUCUCGAUCAUCAACGAACAACAGAUGAUCACCGCCCUGGGCAUCCUUGGUGCGACCCUCAGAAAUAUGAAAGAGUCGAGGGUUUUCGACUUCCAGACCAAAGUAUACCUUGCUUGGAUGGCCAUCAACAUGCAUCUUUCCACGCUGAGUAUCCUCCGACCGUCCUUCUGGGAUCGGCCAUGGCUCCGCGCUUUCAAACUACUGAACAUGUGCGCUCUGUUGAUGAUGAUGUGCAUCGCCAUAUAUCCGACGACCGUUUGGAGCUGGGUAGGCAGCACUGUGAGAGCGAAGGGCUUUUGCUCCAGCGCCGAUAGCUGCUUUGGCCUCGAAGAGACGGUUGAUGUGCACUGGCAGCGAGCACUCCAUAGGCCAGGCUCACUCAUUCCACAAGGCGUUUUCGCCUACGCUAUCCUCAUCAUCAGUCACCAACCUUUCCCAACGUUUGUUGCGCCACCUCGAACAGCGCAUGGUGGAUACGAAUCGCGGCCCGCAAAAGUCGAACCGUAGAAUCG
Molecule: messenger RNA, 709 nt
Organism: Periconia digitata
Lineage: Eukaryota; Fungi; Ascomycota; Dothideomycetes; Pleosporales; Periconiaceae
Source: the annotation of a GenBank genome assembly